GUCAGACCCUCAGCUCAUCCUGCACAAAAGCUUUUAGAGCAGUUGGAGUUCUGCGUCUCUUCACUGCUGUGUGCUGAUCUCCUGCCAUGACUAAACUCUCCUAGAGCUCCAGCCCAGGAUCCUGCACUCCUCUUCUCGCUAUCUGUCCAUCUCCUCGUUCUUCUUCUCCUGUCCAGUUGGGUUUAUAUCAGGCAGAGGAGAGACACGAAGCUGCUGCAGGGAGAUCUGCUCCAGAUCGUCCCUGAGCUGCGUUUGCUCUUUAGAAAGUGGAUUAUCAGAGGGGCAGGAUGUGGUGGCUGAGGUUGUUGAUUUUGGGAUUUUGGUCAGCUCUUGUGGUGCUUGGCGCAAAUGAGGAUGCCAAACCGGAGCAGAAGGAAGUCAGCAGGACCAAACGCAGAGGAAACACGGGACAGCUCGGCCUCAAGGGUCCAAAUGUGUGUGGAACACGACAACACUCGUACUGCUGCCCUGGAUGGAAAACACUCACUGGAGGAAACCAAUGUAUUGUCCCUAUUUGCCGUAGUUCCUGUGGUGAUGGAUUUUGUUCCAGACCAAACAUGUGCACCUGCCCAAAUGGACAGAUCUCUCCUUCCUGUGGCUCCAAGUCAGUUCAAAACUGUAAUAUUCGCUGUAUGAAUGGAGGAACAUGUGCUGAAGAUAACUGUCUGUGUCAGAAGGGCUACACCGGAGCUCACUGUGGCCAGCCGUUGUGUGAGUCAGGAUGUUUGAAUGGAGGAAGAUGUGUUGCCCCAAACCGCUGCGUGUGUACGUACGGAUUCACCGGACCUCAGUGUGAGCGAGACUACCGCACAGGCCCGUGUUUCGCAGCAGUAAGUAAUCAGAUGUGCCAGGGGCAGCUGACGGGGAUAGUGUGCACUAAAACACUGUGUUGUGCGACAGUGGGUCGAGCCUGGGGUCACCCCUGUGAACAGUGUCCCGCUCAGCCUCAGCCCUGCCGCCGCGGCUUCAUCCCCAACCACCGCACCGGCGCCUGCCAGGAUGUGGACGAGUGCCAGGCCAUUCCUGGGCUGUGUCAUGGAGGACAAUGCAUUAACACGGUGGGAUCGUUUGAGUGUAAAUGCCCCGCAGGACACCGAUUCAACGAGAUCAGCCAGAAAUGUGAAGAUAUAGACGAGUGUGCGACAGUCCCCAGGUUGUGCAGCGGCGGCGAAUGCUCCAACACCAUCGGGAGCUACGUGUGUAAAUGUCCUGUAGGAUACGACACGGCUUUGGAUGGAUCACGUUGCAUCGAUGCCCAUCCUGGAACUUGUUUUGACAGUAUCAUAAAUAAUCGUUGUGCGAACCAGAACCCCCAGCGAAUGACCAAGGCCCAGUGCUGCUGCUCGCGGGGCCGCUGCUGGGCCAGAAACACCAUCCCUGAGAUCUGCCCCAUCUUCGGGACAGAGGAGUUCCAGAUAUUGUGUCAACAGGUCCAGCCUCUUGUUCCUGUUCUUGGACCUUAUGUUCCUCCUGGACCUAGUGGACCUGGCAUAAGCCCAUAUGGUCCAUAUGGUCCAUAUGGUCCUGGUUUACAGAUUCCUGUCAUUCCUGUUCCCCAUCCUGAUCGACCAGUUGCACCACCACUUACUAGCAUACUAGGCAAUACUUCUACGUGUGAAUUGGUGAGCAACCUAUGUUUAAAUGGUCGCUGCAUUCCAGUCCCGGGGAGUUACCGCUGCGAGUGUAACAUGGGCUUUCGUCUUGACAACCGUGGGGAGUGUAUCGAUGAUGAUGAGUGUGAUCGUAACCCAUGUGUGCAUGGCCAGUGCAUAAACAUUCCAGGUUCCUACUACUGUCAGUGUCCUCCUGGGUUUCAGACGACUGCGACCAGAACCGAGUGCAGAGAUCUGGAUGAGUGUGUGGCUAAUGGACGUAUUUGCAAUAAUGGACGAUGUGUGAACACGGACGGGAGUUUUCACUGCGUGUGUAAUGCUGGCUUUGAGCUCACGUCUGAUGGGAAAAACUGCCAAGAUAUGGAUGAGUGUAAGAUUAGGAACAUCUGUCUGAACGGGAUGUGCAUCAACGAUGAUGGCAGCUUUAAGUGCAUCUGUAAAGCCGGGUUCCUGCUGGACGGCACAGGACGUUACUGCAUCGACAUUGAUGAAUGUGAGACUCCAGGUAUGUGUUUAAACGGCCGCUGUGUGAACACCGAGGGCUCCUUUAGGUGUGACUGUAUGCCAGGACUUGCUGUUGGCAUUGAUGGUCGCACAUGUGUGGACACACACAUGCGCAGUACGUGUUAUGGCGGUUAUAAGCGAGGCCAGUGUGUUCUGCCGUUCUUCGGUGCGCUGACAAAAUCUGAAUGCUGUUGUGCGAGUACGGAGUAUGCAUUUGGAGAACCAUGCCAACCCUGCCCACCACAGUCUGCAGCUGAAUUUGCUGCUCUGUGUCCUAGUGGAAUCGGUACCACCACUGAUGGCAGAGAUAUUAAUGAAUGUGCGUUGAAUCCUGAUAUCUGUCCAAAUGGAGAGUGUGAGAACAUGCUCCGUACCUACAAGUGUAACUGUAACCUGGGCUUUGAGGUGGACCUGACAGGGAAAACCUGCAUAGAUAUUGAUGAAUGUGUGAGGAACAGGUUGCUGUGUGAUAAUGGGUUCUGCCGGAACACUCCAGGCAGCUAUGUCUGCCAAUGCCCUAAAGGUUUUGAAUUCAAGCCUGAGACUGAAGUGUGUGAGGAUAUCGACGAGUGUCUGUCCAACCCUUGUGUGAAUGGAGAAUGUAAGAACACUGUUGGCAGCUUCGCCUGUGAGUGUGGCACAGGGAGCAGUUUGGACUCCACCGGGACCCAGUGUAUUGAGACAAGUAAAAGUACAUGCUGGCUGAAGGUGGUGAACAAUAAGUGUGAGGUGAACAUUAAUGGAGCAACACUAAAAUCUGAGUGCUGUGCCACCGUGGGAGUGGCGUGGGGGUCACCGUGUAAAGUGUGUGAGAAAGACACUUACUGCCCUAAAGGACACAUCCGAGGCAAAGGAACAGUUUGUGAAGAUGUGAAUGAGUGUGAGGUGUUUCCUGGUUUGUGUCUUAAUGGAAACUGUGUGAACACAAUCGGAUCAUUCUUCUGUCAGUGUCCCACCGGAAUGACCAUCGACACGUCCGGAAGAAUCUGCAUCGAUCUGCGCACAGAGCAGUGUUACCUGUCCCAUGAGGACGAGCGAUGCGGCGCUCCGAUUCCAGGCCGUCACCGCGUGGAUGCGUGCUGUUGCUCGGUGGGCGUGGCCUGGGGGCCGGAGUGUGACGAGUGUCCUGAGAAAGGUUCAGCUGAGUAUAACCGUCUGUGUCCACGGGGCCCGGGGUUCUCCCACCGCGGAGACUUCAUCAACGGGAAACCCUUCCUCAAAGAUAUAAACGAGUGUAAGAUGAUCCAUAACCUCUGCACUAACGGGAAGUGCAGGAAUACCAUCGGCAGUUUCCGCUGCAGGUGUAACAGUGGCUUUGACCUCGAUGCUGAUGAAAGGAACUGCACAGAUAUCGAUGAGUGUCGUAUCUCUCCUGACGUGUGUGGUUACGGGACGUGUGUGAACACGGCGGGGGAUUUCGAGUGCGAGUGUUUCCCUGGUUAUGAAAGUGGCUUCAUGAUGAUGAAGAACUGUAUGGAUAUUGAUGAGUGUGAGAGAAACCCGCUCCUGUGUCGUGGAGGUGACUGUAUAAACACUGAGGGAAGCUUCCACUGCAACUGUCCCCAAGGACACAAAGUUUCUCCUGAUGGAACCGCCUGCCUGGACAUUAAUGAGUGUGAGCUGAGUGAUAAACUGUGCAGGAACGGACAGUGUGUGAACAUGAUCGGACACUACCAAUGUUCCUGCAACACCGGCUAUAAAUCCACAGAAGAAGGACACUACUGUACCGAUAUUGACGAGUGCACUAUCCUGAAUGGCGGCUGUGAGACGACCUGCACCAACUCAGAUGGUAGUUACGAGUGUAGCUGUCACCGUGGUUACGCCCUGAUGCCUGACCAACGCAGCUGUACCGACAUUGAUGAAUGUGAGGAGAGUCUGGAUAUCUGUGACGGUGGUCAGUGCACCAACAUUCCAGGAGAGUUUCAGUGUCUCUGCUAUGACGGCUACAUGUCCUCUGAAGAUAUGAAGACCUGCCUGGAUGUGGACGAGUGUGAGCUGAACCCUAAUAUCUGUCUGAGUGGGAAGUGUGAGAACACCAAGGGAUCCUUCAUCUGUCACUGUGAUCUCGGCUACUCCGUCAGGAAGGGAACAACCGGCUGUACAGAUAUUAAUGAGUGUGAAAUCGGAGCUCAUAACUGUGCCAGACACGCCACUUGCACCAACACAGCAGGAAGCUUCAAAUGUAGCUGUGGCCCUGGAUGGAUCGGUGAUGGGAUUGUUUGCACGGAUCUAGAUGAGUGUGCUAACGGCACACACCGCUGCAGCCCAAAUGCAGCGUGUAUAAACACCAUGGGCUCAUACCGCUGUGUGUGUAAGGAGGGAUUCGCUGGAGAUGGAUUCUUUUGCUCAGAUUUUGAUGAGUGUGCGGAGAACGUGAACCUGUGUGAGAACGGUCACUGCCUGAACGUUGCCGGGGGUUACCGCUGUGACUGUGACAUGGGCUUCAUCGCAACACCUGAUGGACAAGCAUGUGAAGACAUCGAUGAGUGUUCGUUUGCUGAUAUCUGUGUGAACGGGCGUUGUCAGAACAUUCCAGGUUUGUUCAGGUGUGUUUGUCAUAUCGGCUAUGAGCUGGACCGCAGCGGAGGAAACUGUACAGAUAUGAACGAGUGUGCAGACCCCACCACGUGUAUCAGCGGGUUUUGUGUGAACACUCCAGGGAGCUACAUCUGUAACUGCCCCCCCGACUUCCAGCUCAAUCCUACAGGAGUCGGCUGUGUGGACACUCGUUCUGGGAAUUGCUAUCUUGAUGUUCGUUCCCGUGGCGACGCCUCAGAGAGUUUGGACUGUUCCAAUGAGAUUGGCGUGGGGGUGUCCAAAGCCUCCUGCUGCUGCUCGUUAGGGCAGGGCUGGGGUAAUCCAUGUGAGGCCUGUCCACCACUUAACUCCACUGGGUAUAAAAAUUUGUGUCCCGGUGGAGAAGGUUUUAGACCCAACCCUAUUACAGUCAUAGUGGAGGACAUUGAUGAGUGUCAGGAGCUGCCUGGUCUGUGUCAGGGUGGAGUCUGCAUCAACACCUUCGGGAGUUUUCAGUGCGACUGUCCGAAAGGCUUUGCUCUCAAUGAGGAGACUCGAGUGUGUGAAGAUGUGAAUGAAUGUGAGAAACCCGGGAUCUGUGGCCCAGGUCAAUGCUACAACACCAUCGGGAAUUACACCUGCAUCUGUCCUCCAGAUUACAUGCAGGUUAAUGGAGGAAACAACUGCAUGGACAUGCGGCGAAGUCUGUGUUACAGGAACUACUACAUGGAGAAUGCCACAUGUGACGGCGAGCUAACGUUCAACAUGACAAAGAAAAUGUGCUGCUGCUCCUACAAUAUUGGCCGAGCUUGGAACAAACCAUGUGAACGCUGUCCUACACCCAGCACCACCGAGUUUGCGAUCCUGUGUGGCAGCGAGAGGCCGGGAUACCAAAUCGAUAUCUACACUGGACAAGUGAUAGAUAUUGACGAGUGCCGUGAGAUCCCAGGAGUGUGUGAGAACGGAGUGUGUAUCAACCUGAUUGGCAGUUUCAGGUGCGAAUGUCCAAUGGGUUUUGUCUACAACGACAAACUGCUCAUCUGUGAAGAUAUUGACGAGUGCCAGAACGGACCUGUGUGUCAGCAGAAUGCCAGGUGCUUGAAUCUUGCAGGCAGCUAUCGUUGCGAGUGUGAACAAGGAUACAGACUCACCCCCACUGGACUGUGUCUGGAUCGUAACGAGUGUAUAGAGAACCCUAAUGUGUGUAGUCCCGGUCAGUGUAUUGAUCUGGUGGGAGGAUACCGGUGCAUCUGCCCCAACGGCUACAAGCAUACCACUGCACCCGCCAUGUGCAUAGAUGUUGACGAGUGUGAGAGGCAGCCAUGUGGUAAUGGAACAUGUAAGAACACCAUCGGCUCCUACACCUGCCUUUGCUAUCCGGGGUUUCAACUGUCACACAACGAUGACUGCAUUGACACUGAUGAGUGUACCACGCAAAGAGGAAUAUGUCGCAAUGGGAACUGUAUCAACACAGUGGGAUCUUUCAGAUGUGUGUGUCGUGAAGGUUAUGAACUUUCUCCAGACGGCUGGAUGUGUGUUGAUGUUAAUGAGUGUGAUAUCCAUCCUGGAACUUGUAGUCCUGGAACCUGUCAAAAUCUGGAUGGCUCCUACAGGUGUAUCUGUCCACCUGGGUAUUACCUCUUAGACGAGAAGUGCGUAGAUAUCGACGAUUGUGCUCAGACUCCAGACAUCUGUAUCUUUGGACAAUGCCAGAAUACAGCAGGAAGCUUCAAGUGCACCUGUUUUCCAGGAUUCCAGCUCUCCUCGUCUGGGAGGAGGUGUGUGGAUAAACGAGUGAGUUUUUGCUACACUAAGUUUGAGAAUGGACGAUGCUCCGCUCCAAAGCCUCUGAACACCACUAAAGGAGAAUGCUGCUGCAGCGCCAUGCCUGGCCAAGGAUGGGGAGACCCCUGUGAGCUUUGUCCCAACAGGACCUCUGAUGACUUCAGCAUGCUCUGCUACAGCGUAGGACAGCCGUACGGGACAGACGACGGACCUGAAGACACGGACGAGUGUAAAGACCCGAACAUCUGCCACAACGCUCAGUGUAUCAACACUGAUGGCUCAUUCCGCUGUGACUGUCACAUCGGAUACACGCUGGACUCGUCAGGGGCAAACUGCACAGAUAUAGACGAGUGCACAGUGGGAAACCCAUGUGGGAACGGAACCUGCACCAAUGUGAUCGGAGGGUUCGAGUGUGCGUGUGAGGAGGGAUUCGAACCUGGACCCAUGAUGACAUGCGAAGACGUGAACGAGUGUUCCCAGAAUCCUUUGCUGUGCGCAUUUCGCUGUAUCAACACAUACGGCUCCUACGAGUGUAAAUGUCCUGCAGGGUACGUGCUCAGAGAGGAUCAAAGGAUGUGCAGAGACCAGGACGAGUGUGCAGAAGGUCUGGACGAUUGCACGUCCAAAGGAAUGACCUGUAAGAACCUGAUCGGAACUUACAUGUGUAUCUGUCCAGUGGGAUACACACGGAAACCAGGAGGAGAGGCGUGCGUAGAUCUUAACGAGUGUACAGCGAAGCCCAGAGUGUGUGAAAAUGGCCAUUGUGUGAACACCGUGGGAAGUUACAAGUGCAAUUGUGAUAGUGGCUUCACAACCAGCCCCACACUGACAGAGUGUAUCGAUAAUCGUCAGGGUUUCUGCUUCACUGAGGUGCUGCAGACGAUGUGUCCGAUCUCCUCCUCCAGCCAGGUGGAAGUGACCAAGUCAGAGUGCUGCUGUAACGGAGGACGCGGUUGGGGGCCAAACUGUGAGAACUGUCCACAUCCUGGAACAACACAGUACAAAAAGUUGUGUCCCUUUGGUCCCGGAUACACCACCGACCAUCAGGAUAUUGACGAGUGUAAGGUGAUGAGGGACCUGUGUAAGAACGGACGGUGUGUGAACACAGUGGGCUCCUACAAGUGCAUCUGUAAUCCUGGAUACAGCACAGACAUCAUAAACACCAUCUGUGUGGAUGUGGACGAGUGUGCUCAGGCUCCUAAACCGUGUAACUUCAUCUGUAAGAACAUCGAGGGAGGAUAUGUGUGCUCCUGUCCACGGGGUUACAUCCUGCAGGAAGACCGCAAAAGUUGCAAAGAUCUGGAUGAAUGCGCCACUAAACAACACAACUGUCAGUUCCUGUGUGUCAACACCAUCGGUGGAUUCACCUGCAAGUGUCCCCCAGGAUUCACACAACAUCACACAGCCUGCAUCGAUAAUAAUGAGUGUACGUCAGACCCCGGUCUUUGCGGCCCUAACGGAGUGUGUCAGAACAGUCCUGGAAGCUUCAGCUGCGAGUGUCAGAGAGGGUUCUCACUCGACCAGGGGGGGCAACGCUGCGAAGAUGUUGAUGAGUGUGAUGGAGAGCAUCGAUGUAAUCAUGGCUGCCAGAAUCUGAUUGGUGGAUUCAGGUGUAGCUGUCCCCACGGCUACCUGCAGCACUACCAGUGGAACCAGUGUGUCGAUGAGAAUGAGUGUCAGAGUGGGCAGGUGUGUGGUAGCGCAUCGUGUCACAACACCCUGGGCAGUUUCCGUUGUGUGUGUCCAAGCGGGUUCAUGUUCGGUCAGACCAGCGGUGGGUGUGAGGACGUCAACGAGUGCUCGUCUUCACAGAACCCCUGCAAUUACGGCUGCUCCAACACCGACGGGGGAUUUGUCUGUGUGUGUCCACCCGGAUACUUCAGGGCUGGACAGGGGCAUUGUGUGUCAGGAGUGGGCUUUAGCAGCAGUAGUCCACCUCCAGGAGAUGAGGAGAACGCUCUCUCACCUGAAGCAUGUUAUGAGUGUAAGAUUAAUGGCUAUCCAAGGAAGGGACGACAACGACGCAGCAGCAACACUACUGAGGAGGACGACACACAGGUCAAUCAGGAAGUGAUUACUUCAGCCAGUGUGGAUGUUGAUGACAUCAUUCGUUUUAACCUGAGCAUUGGCGAGCUGAGUGUUAAAGAUCACAUCAUGGAGUUCCUGCCUGCUCUCUCCAUGCUCAAAAACCAUGUGCGGUAUGCGAUCGACUUCGGGAAUGACGCCGGACUUUUCAAACUCAACCAGAGGGACGGAGUGAGCUUCCUCCAUGUGUCCAAAAACAAGCGGCACAACCUUCUGCCUGGAGUUUAUUACUUACAAAUCAGUGGCGUUCCCAGGUACGCUAAGAAGGAGCUGGAUGCGCUAGAGGAUGAGAACGAUAAAGACUACCUCAGUGGAGAACUGGGAAAAACGCUACACAUUAAACUACAAAUCGAUUUGCAUUAGCUUUGUACCAAAGUAACGAUCCAGGAGGACUCUUAUUCACUACAGCAAAAGAUCUCCACAUCAGAGAUAUUGUCUCUCCACAUCGUGUCUCAGAAAUAAUCCUAACAGUAAUAACAGCACGCAUCUACAUUUGAUAGAACUCGAAGCUGCAGCAUAAACGUGUUUCAUCUGAUUCAGCACACAUACUGAAUUACAGCAUUGUUUGUCCUGUGCCCUUGUCCACUUCCCUGUCGAGUAAGUGCGCACUUGCUCUAGCAGUUUUCUCCGAGUCACUUGCUUCCUUCGCAACGUGUACAGUCAUGUCAGCUCGCUAACUCUCCUGUGUGAUUAUAAGCUAAUUAUAUUAUUAAAAUGCAGAAAAAAGCUGAACGGCUAGCUAGCAUGACAACUGAAUGGCUUAUCGGCUGGCAUGCUAACUAGCUAGUAGAAUAAACCAGGCUGACUAGCUUGCUUUAAAUAAAUAAUAUGGGUGAACAUGGUUAGUCAAUCCAUCCAACUGGACAGCUUUCUGUGUUUAUACCAGUUACACAAUAUGUAUCUCAAUCAUCUAGCACAUCUUAGAUAUCUAAGGGGACCAGGAGAAGUGCUCGAGGGCAGAUAAAAACAGUAUUGAAACAGUGAUAAAGCUAAAAGGGUUGAAUAAACAUUGUCUGAAUGUUCGAGCAGGGACCUGGACAGUAAUAUCACUUAUUAAAUCACUCAUCUGACCAAGUCUGUGUUUUUUGACCACUUUAAAUUGUAAGCUUUAAAAGUUUUUAAGUUGUAUUUUGGUAAAAAAUAAAUGACCACAAUGUCCUCUUUAUCCUGUAAUGUAUUUUAAUGCAUGGUUUUGUUUGCUUUGUUAAUUUUGCGCUGGAGGCUAAAGCAGCUAACACACUAACACUACACUCACAUCAGCACAGUGACAGGUGGUGGUUCAUUUUCUGCGAUUUCAGGAACAACAACAAUUCAGUAGAUUUUCUCAACUUGGACAGAUCUUCCAGGGAAUGUGGUCUGAAGGUUCCCCAGUUCCUCAGUCAAGCCUCUAAAUUUAGAACUCAAUAACUUAGCAUUUAUGCAGAACAGGCAGGUGUCGCUCAGGGGGUAGUAUGUUGGACUAUGGAUCAUUAGGGUUUAAACCCUAGCACUGCCAAGCUGCCCCUGUUGUGCCAUUGAGCGAGGCCCUUAACCCUCACCUACUCAGAUGUGUAAUGAGAUAAAUCUAAGUCUCUCGGGAUGAGGGCAUCUGCCCAGUCUUCUAAAAGGAAAUGUUAUUUAGAAUUUCCAAACUUAUACCACAUACACCUUGAUUUCUAGGACACUUGAUGUCAUAACAAUAUGACAGACUUCCCUUUCCAAUAUUUUCUACCUGAUAAAGCUGGAAGUAUGAACACCAGAAUUAAAAUAGGAAUAGCUUUUAGUGAGUCAGGGAAAAGUACAAAAACUGAAACUAAUGUAAACCACAUUGUUCAAAAGACUGCCCCCAAACUGAGACACAGCUAAUGUUCCUUAUUGUAAUGAAUAAGCCUAGACAGGCCACGCCCACCAGAGACUUGUCACAUGUGAUAUGAGUGCAGGUGAUGGGAAGCCUCCAGUGUAAGACCAGUGCAAACCCAAAGGGUUUUUUGAGUUGUUCAGGUUUUCUCACACAGAUUUUAGGCUAAAGGGGAAAUUGUGUGGUAUUUAUUUUCACCUGAACUGAUGUUUGUUGUUUUUUUUUUUUUUGGGGGGGGGGGGGGGGGGGGGUUCCAUUGUGGUUAUAAAGGACUCUGCUUCUGUCGUUUCUGUGCUGUCUAUCAUAGCUCAGUGUUUUAAUCGUAUUUACUGGUGCUAAUAACAUCAUUAUGAAUGCACUGCAAACUGUCAGACUGACGCCACUUAAUGCCUUUCGCUACUCUGCGCAGUACGUGUGUGUAUCACUGUAACCACGCCACGUUUAAUCCGGGGAUCUGUUAUAAACACAUGUAUAGUGCCCUGGACCAAAGGGCUCACAAUGGUGCUCAUUAUAAAGACCAACUACUUUUUUUUAUUCUCAUUUUGUAUAACUGUACAUUUCACCUUUCAGAGGGAGAAAAAGUAAGAGAGGAGAUUACUGCACUGAGGCCACUCAGGCCAAAAACACACACUCGCAUCAUAAGUCAGUGCCUUUAACGAGACACCACCGGCAUCCAGUGUUCACAUCUGUGAGAAGAUUAGGUGUACAUUCACAAUAAAAGAACGUUAUGGUUUUAA
Molecule: messenger RNA, 11078 nt
Organism: Clarias gariepinus (North African catfish)
Lineage: Eukaryota; Metazoa; Chordata; Actinopteri; Siluriformes; Clariidae
Gene: fbn1
Product: fibrillin 1
Molecular function (GO): calcium ion binding
Source: RefSeq, a predicted model, not a curated record